This is a messenger RNA of Microdochium trichocladiopsis, 1294 nucleotides long. RefSeq lists its product as uncharacterized. The transcript has a single exon. The record is from RefSeq and is a predicted model, not a curated record. The coding region runs from base 409 to 930 and encodes 173 amino acids. Lineage: Eukaryota; Fungi; Ascomycota; Sordariomycetes; Xylariales; Microdochiaceae.
CCCCUUUCUCGAAGGGCAGUCUCCUCUUGGCACCCUCACGGUCGAUGCGACCCUGUGCAUAUGCUCACUCGCGAUAAGUCGACGAUAUAGCUAGCGACAAGAAGCAACAACACGGCAUUGAUUUGAGUAUCUAAUGCAACCAUGAAGUGUGGCGGAGGUCUAGGUACAGCCGGUCCAACGACAGAGAAAACACACCUUUGGUAGCACCCGAGGCGCUGAUGGGCGUCGAGCGCUCCGAGUCGUCGUCGGUCUUGAGAGCCGACCUGAGGGGCAAGGCAGCGCCGGCACCGCUGGAGUUGGGUGUGGACGAUGACAUGACCGAGCCACAGGUAACAACAGUUUUGGGGAUUUGGUGGUUAGGGGCCAGCGAGAGAGGGCUUGGCGGGGUUGGUUCCGGGGUGGAAGGUGAUGAAGGUGAAGUUGUGCAAGCAAACCGCGUCGGGUCUGCGAGGCGCUAUCGCUAGAAGCUACUCGAGGCUUGGCGUCCCAGGCUUGCACUGUCGUCACCUUGUCGGGAUGACGAGAGGGAGAGAGAGGAGAGAGAGAGACAGAGUGGGCAGUUCCAGGAUUGCGGUAUCGAGAAGUGUGGUGGUGGUGGUUGGUCUAGGUAUCCACGUACGGCUGUCCCACAAACAGGCUGGCGCCGAGAGCGCGGGCAGGCGCGGCCCAUUCAGGCCAAACUGCCAACAAACAGGGUCCUGUCCCCCCAUCACAGUGCACAACCGCACUCAGCCGGUAUCACUGUGGCACACCUCUACCUUUUCAAGGUUCCCAGCCCUAUCCUCUCCAACUGUCUGCCGGCCUCUACCUCCAUCUGCCUCCUUCCCGUCUUCAAGGUCACACGAGCGCUCAGCAAUCCAGAGACAGGCAGCAGCUACUUUUAGUGGGCAGCUAAAUCGACCCAUGCUAGAUACCGCCGAGGUCACUUGACCCUGCCCGGGGCCUGGAUCCAAGCCACUGCGCAGAGUCUUCGUCCACUCCAGAGCUCUCCGACACCACGCGGACACCUCCCUAUCUCGUCUUGCCCCCGUGCAAUUCUACCAAGGGUAUAAUUAUCGGGAGUUCGACCUGUCAUCCUUGUGAACCUUCUUCAGUGGGAGGAGGAGGAGGAUCACCUCGUCCUGAUGGUGGGGGGGUUUCGACAGCCUCAGGGAAAUGACGUACCCAGCUCUGCUCUAGUGGGGUGUGGGUUCCUGUUCAAUUAGUUGGUUGCUGGCGCACCCGCCCCCGGCCCCUUUCACAUGAUAAACACGGAUGACACUGCGAAUAAUCAGCUCCAGCAGUGCUAUCAGCC